Messenger RNA from Perca fluviatilis (European perch), 2774 nucleotides. It is a transcript of the gene aqp9b, whose product is annotated as aquaporin 9b. Gene Ontology annotation, molecular function: water channel activity; glycerol channel activity; urea transmembrane transporter activity. The transcript has 6 exons. The record is from RefSeq and is a predicted model, not a curated record. Gene Ontology annotation, biological process: water transport; glycerol transmembrane transport. NCBI's taxonomy places the organism in Eukaryota, Metazoa, Chordata, Actinopteri, Perciformes, Percidae. The coding region runs from base 110 to 976 and encodes 288 amino acids. Gene Ontology annotation, cellular component: plasma membrane; basolateral plasma membrane.
GCGCACGGAGUGGGAGGCGGCAACCUGCACCGACAAUCACACACACUCCCUCAUAGUUGUUAGCUGUUUGUUCUGGUCGGAGGAAGACAUCAAGGCGCCGAAGAAAACAAUGGAAAAUGAGAGCAAGAGGAAGAUGAAGGAGAGAUUUGGCCUGAGGCGGGACAUCUUUAAGGAGUUCCUGGCGGAAUUUCUAGGGAUAUUUGUCCUGAUACUCUUUGGAUGUGGUUCAGUGGCCCAGACGGUGCUGAGUAAAGGGGCUCUCGGGGAGCCCUUAACAAUCCAUGUUGGUUUCACUCUGGGAGUCAUGAUGGCUGUCUACAUUGCAGGGGGAGUGUCAGGAGCCCACGUCAACCCUGCAGUCUCUCUGGCCAUGGUAAUCCUGGGGAAGCUUCCUCUGAAGAAGUUUCCUGUGUAUGUGGUGGCACAAUUCAUGGGGGCUUUUGCUGGAUCCUGUGCUGUCUAUGGGUUUUAUUAUGAUGCUUUGAUGGAAUAUACCAAUGGAGAAUUUGCUGUUACUGGUGCAAAUGCUACAGCCAACAUAUUUGCAUCCUAUCCUGCAAAACAUCUCUCAGUCCUAAAUGGGUUUGUUGAUCAGGUAAUUGCAACUGCUGCGCUGAUCCUGUGCAUCCUGGCCAUCACCGACAGGAAGAAUAUUGGUGCUCCAAAAGGCAUGGAGCCUCUGUGCAUCGGCCUGAUCAUCAUGGCCAUCGGAGUGUCUAUGGGUCUGAACUGCGGCUAUCCAAUCAACCCGGCACGAGACCUUGGCCCACGGUUCUUCACGGCUGUGGCCGGGUGGGGGAUGGACGUAUUCAGAGCUGGAGGUUGCUGGUGGUGGAUCCCUGUGGCAGGGCCCAUGGUGGGCGGAGCAGUAGGAGCGGGCAUUUACUUCCUGUUCAUUGAGUUGCACCACCACGAGCCUGAAAAACAGGAGGAGAACAACGUCCAGGACAAGUAUGAAAUGAUAACUAUGAGUUAAGAUUCAGAACAAGGGUUGCAGAGCGAAGCAACAAUGCAGCUAAUUUUUCACCCUCAGAAGGCAAAAAUGUUCAUUUAGAUGAAGCCGUUUUAUACAUUUAUACAAUGCAAGUUCUGAGAAAAUGUACAUUUAAUGUUUAAUACAAAGACUACACAAUUUCAUAGUCAUUUCUAAAAUAUGCACAAAUGUUUUAUGAAGUCUUUAAAGUCUUUUUUGGUAGAAAGUCAGGUCUAUUUAUAGGUUCUCGGCUUUAUCUGCCUAAAAUAUUAAAGUUGCUUGAUGAACAUAUUCUCUUUAGACAUAAAGCUUUUCCUUUAAUUCCAUGAACUUUAUAAUGGAGAGUUUCCUCUGCAUUGUAGCUAUGCAGUACUUUAUAGUAUCGUAUUUCCUAACUGGAACCUUCUCCUCUGGUUCGAAAAAUUUGCCAAGUUUCUGUACAGCAUUUUUAUUUUUACUACUGUCUACCAAACAAACAGGGGCAUUGAGGAAACAGUUGAUUUAAUGUGGAAAUGUAGUAAUAUAUAUUACUUUUAGUCAAUGUCUUACAGUAAUGAUGUGUUUGGUGGAGUGACUUCCUUAUUCUGUUUCACUUCAUCCUUUGCAUGUGUGUAAAACAAGUGUGAUUGAUUGCUUUAUCUUGCUUACAGCGUUCGUUUUUAUAAGAGGUUUAUGUAGAAAUCCAGCCUUAAAUGAUUUUACUGGCUUUGUUUACUUUUUCAUUUCUCAUCUCCAAACUUUUGCGGCACACAGACUUGUGUUAUAUUGCUGUGGAUUACAGAUUUACUCGUUACAGACACCCUUGAUAUUGAAAAGCCAUAUGCUUUUGAAGCUUUUGCAAAUGUCACUGAAAUCCUCAAUGAAUUGUGUCAGGGGACAUGCUGUAUCAGGGGCAAUAUGCAAACACUGACUGAAAUGACAUUAAAAACUCUUCUGAGCUAAAGUCAAAUGUGUAAUAAAGCACUUAUUUUGUGGCGGUUUAGGUUUGGGUCCAAUAAUAAAGGAACAAUACUGCUUGGAAAUGUAAAAUAUACUGUCCUUUAUUAAUUGUGUUUUUGUGAUUCAUAAUGCUAUGUAUCCUGUGAGCACAGAAAUGUGAAUUUGAAAAGACAAACCCAAUGUCAACAGGCCAUGCUAUAGAAUAAUAUGACUUGUAACCCAGCCUGGAAGACAACAGGAUGCUCAUAGACAUAUGCUGAUGUUAUUGUUCUGUCAGUUGAACAUUAGUUUGUACAUACACUAAUUGUGAGAUUAUAUUGCACUGCACAAAAUGUCAUUUUACAACACACAAUACUUGUUUGGCAAUGUGACAAUCACCUAAAUCAAUUAAUGAGUUUUUUAAAUUUCUUUUACUUUUGUGAAAAAUUGAAGAAAGUCAGAGGCACAAACAUCAGAGUGUUUUUUCUGAGAUUGAACAUGCAGUGCAUCAUUUGGUCCUGACCAUUUUAACACUCGUGUAGAGUGCCCAUUAUACUUCAACCCCUGUAUGUGGCCUACGUUUGAAUCAGAAUAAUUACAGUAUGCAUGUUUGAAAAGCAGUUAAAGUUGUCACUGAAAUGUUCAGCUGUUCACUGAAAUGGUGUAUUUUGUCUCUCCCUGUCGCACACUUUGAUGUCAGUGCUUCGGUCUUGAGUGGCAGCCUGUCAAGAAGUAUAAAUUUAAGAAUUUAAAUAUUUUUGUCUGUUUUUGUUUUUUAAAGGUAGUUUCCAUUAUUACAUUAUUUGUCUUUAUCUCUCUGAAUCAGCUAUUUUUCUUUUUCAGUCGAGUGUAUCUUAAUGUUGAAUAAAGUUUGUUGAAAUGA